AUGUCUUCAGCCUAUAUGAACCGGGCAAGGGGACGCAGUCUCUCUCAACAACCCAGCGAUGAUGAGCUUUUAAGCAUCGAAAGGCAGUCUGAAUUUAUCAACAUGACGUUUAAAUACACCAUAAACGAUCUGGAAAAUGUCAUUGCGAUGCUCCGUGCACGCUUCACAGCCGAAGAGGCAUAUUUAACAUCCUUGUAUAAAGUUCGAAAAAUGGCUUAUGCCAACGAUGGAGAGAGAACCAAUUUAAAUCACGAUGCUCGUGCCACCUUUCAGACCGCUGUCAAAGUCUACGAGGCAACAGUCAUCGAUAUGAUCAAUAGCCGUCAUCGCUUAAGAGACACCAUUAAAGCUGAAAUCGAUAACCUGGUCAAACAAAAGGUUUUUUAA
This is a messenger RNA of Mucor mucedo, 387 nucleotides long. RefSeq lists its product as uncharacterized. NCBI's taxonomy places the organism in Eukaryota, Fungi, Mucoromycota, Mucoromycetes, Mucorales, Mucoraceae. The coding region runs from base 1 to 387 and encodes 128 amino acids. The record is from RefSeq and is a predicted model, not a curated record. The transcript is spliced from 3 exons.